AUGUGCAGCGGCCACACCCUGGCCAAUGGUUUCGACAGGCCGGCCAAACCAGAUGAGUCAAGCCGCGGCUCGCAGUUCAACCCAAUCUGCAGCCGAAACCAAAAGAAAAAUUUGAGAAAACUUACCAUUGGUGUAUGGAAUGUUUGUACCCUCAUGGAUCGAGAAGCUGUUGCAAGACUCGAGAGAAGGACAGCCCUCAUUGCUCAAGAACUAGUCUGUUAUAACAUCGAUAUAGCGGCAUUAAGUGAAACAAGAUUGCCUGGGGAAGGUUUCUUGAGUGAACCAGGAGGUGGUUACAUCUUCUUUUGGAAGGGUAAGACUGCAACAGAGGAUAGAAUACACGGAGUUGGUCAGGCAAUAAAAACCUUAUUGAUGCAUCAACUCCCAGACCUUCCAGUGGGUAUCAAUGAAAGAUUUCUGAAGCUACGCUUCCCACUAAAUGCCAAACAUCAUGUCACCAUCAUCAGUGCAUAUGCACCCACUUUAACAUGCUCUGACAUCUCAAAGGAACAAUUAUAUGAAGAUCUCGACAGACUGAUCAAGGCCACACCUGUAACAGAUAAACUACUCCUUCUUGGAGAUUUCAAUGCCCAAGUCGGGGCUGACAGUGAGAACUGGAAAGGAGUAAUCGGGCCACAUGAUGUAGGCAAAAUGAACAGUAAUGGACUUCUUCUUUUGAGUCUUUGUUCUGAAAAUGACCUGACCAACGCUCUGUUCCGACAAGUGGACAAAUACAAAAUGACGUGGAUGCACCCUAGGUCCAAACAGUGGCAUCUGAUAGAUUAUGCCAUUGUUAGAAGGCGAGACAUCCGAGACGUACUGAUUACCAGAGUAAUGCGAGGAGCAGAGUGCUGGACAGAUCUCAGAUUAGUCAGGACGUCUCUUCAACUCUACAUCGUUCCUUCUCGGCACAAAUGCCCUAAGCAUAAGAGUCUUGAUGACAAACUGACAUCCCACGGACAACUGAUCGGUACUGUAACCGAAAAGUGGGACCAGUUCAAGCAUAUAGUGACUGACACAGCAAUAACAUCUCUUGGACCAAAGAAAAGAACACAUCAGAAUUGGUUUGAUGAGAACCAAGAAGGAAUAUGCUCAGCACUGGAAGUAAAGAGAAAAGCCUUUAUCGAAUGGCAGAAUGACCCCUCCUCAGUCUCUAAACUGGACCAUUUCAAGUACCUUCAGAGCAAAACACAGAAAGACAUCCGUCAGAUACAAGACAACUGGUGGGAGAGCAAAGCCAAAGAAAUUGAGCACUAUGCUGAAACCCACAACUUAAAGAUGUUCUUUAGUGCUAUUAAGACUGUCUAUGGACCCUUUAAACCAAGGACCACCCCAUUUCUCUCAUUAGACAACACAAUGCUGAUUAAAGAUAAAGAAAGCAUCAACAAAAGAUGGCGAGAACACUUUAGCAACCUUCUCAAUAGACCAUCAACUGUGAAUAAUAAUGUCCUUAAUGAAAUUCCAGAACAACCUGCUCUGACAGAUCUUGACUUUCCGCCCACUAUAUAUGAGAUUAAGAAAGCUGUUAGCCAGAUGAGUUCAGGGAAAGCUCCUGGAAAAGAUGGGAUACCAGCAGAGAUAUAUAAAGCAGCAGGUCAAGCAGCACUAGCAGCAUCUGACAAAGGUUUGAUACCUUUCAACAGGGAAGCCCUUUGGACCAUUCUAACACGAUUUGGCUGCCCAAGAAAAUGUGUCCAGAUUAUACGCCUUUUUCAUGAUAGCAUGACAGGUGAAGUAUUGUCUGAUGGAGCCACAUCAGCCCCCUUGAACAUCACCAACAGUGUGAAACAAGGAUGUGUUCUCGCUCCUGUCCUAUUUAACCUGUUCUUUGCAUGUGUCCUUAACCAUGCACUGAAAGAUUUGGACCGAGGUAUAUACUUGAAAUAUCGGCACGAUGGUUCACUUUUUGACUUAUGUUGCCUGAAUGCAAAGACUAAGACAGUGCAGAAACUCCUUCUUGAGGCACUCUUUGCUGACGACUGUGCCCUCAUGGCUUACACUGAAAAUGAUCUUCAGAACAUUGUCAACAAGUUUGCUGAGGCCUCGCAACUUUUCGGACUAACUAUCAGCCUCGGAAAGACAGAAGUUCUCCAUCAACCUGCACCUGGAUCAAAUGCUUCUGUCCCAAAUAUCUCCAUUGACGGCACUCAGCUGAAAGUAGUGGAGAACUUUAAAUAUCUGGGUAGUGUCAUAUCCAGUGAUGGAUCACUGAAUAAUGAGAUCAAUGCACGAAUAUCCAAAGCAAGCCAGGCACUUGGCUGUCUGCAUGUCAAAGUUUUAAAUCACCACAACAUCCGGAUGUCAACAAAACUGCUUGUGUACAGAGCUGUUGUUCUUUCAUCUCUUUUGUAUGGGUGUGAAACAUGGACACUAUAUAGGCAUCACAUCAAGCAGCUCAAAGCAUUUUGCAUGCGCUGCCUCCGCAACAUCAUGAAGAUCUGCUGGCAAGACAAAGUGCCCAAUCUUGAGGUCCUCGAG
Chrysemys picta bellii (western painted turtle) is the source of this 2478-nucleotide messenger RNA. The record is from RefSeq and is a predicted model, not a curated record. Lineage: Eukaryota; Metazoa; Chordata; Testudines; Emydidae.